Molecule: messenger RNA, 340 nt
Organism: Staurois parvus
Lineage: Eukaryota; Metazoa; Chordata; Amphibia; Anura; Ranidae
Source: the annotation of a GenBank genome assembly
GCGCUGUGUCCCUCGGACACAGCUAUCACCGAUCACGGAAAGAGCCAAAGAUGUCGGCUCGGUCAUGUGAUCAGCUGUGUCCAAUCACAGCUGAUCACAUGGGACAUGUACACUGAUGAUCAGGGUACUGAUGAUCAGUGUGCCCUGAUGAUCAGUGUAGCCCCAGCAGUGCCAGCUGUCAGUGUCCAUCAGUGCCACAUCAAUGCACACAUAUCAGUGCCCAUCUAAACUGCCUUUCAGUGUCACCCAUCAGUGCCAGUCAGUGCCACCUAUCAGUGCUGUCAAUCAGUGCCACCUAUUAGUGCCAGUCAGUGCUGCAUAUCAGUGCUGCCUUUCAGUG